Molecule: messenger RNA, 3446 nt
Organism: Malurus melanocephalus (red-backed fairy wren)
Lineage: Eukaryota; Metazoa; Chordata; Aves; Passeriformes; Maluridae
Gene: SPDEF
Product: SAM pointed domain containing ETS transcription factor
Exons: 5
Coding region: 758-1948 (396 amino acids)
Biological process (GO): regulation of transcription by RNA polymerase II; cell differentiation
Cellular component (GO): nucleus
Molecular function (GO): DNA-binding transcription factor activity, RNA polymerase II-specific; sequence-specific DNA binding
Source: RefSeq, a predicted model, not a curated record
GCUGCCGGGUGUCCUGAGGGGAUUCMACCUUUCCCAUUGCUAAAACUUCUUUUUCUGCUUCAAAACCACCAGUUUGGGACGGCUCUUCAUUUUCUUCUUGUGAAAUGCGAUGGCCGAGGAGCUGGGCAGUGCCCUGGCCGUGCCCAUUAGCAGCUUCUCCCUGGCAGGGGCUUCCCCUUCUCAAAGUCUCGGAAUGGUUUUUGGGGAGGUUUCCCCACAGAUGGAGCCAUUCCCUGGAGUUACCAUGGAGAUCCAGCAGGUUCAUCCUCUUCUCCAUGGCCUCCAGAACUGCCUGAACACAGAGACGGGCACAAGUUGAUUUUGGGUGGUUUUUCCUUCAAGAGAGUGAGGGUGAUUGCAAUUAUCCUGUCUUGCUGGGAAAGUUCUCAUCUGGGCCUUGGCAACAGUGACCGAGGGUUCAGUGCUGCAGCGGGAAAUUGGGGCUGGGGGCUGCUGGGCGGGAACACCCUCGGGUGGAAGCAGCAGGGGAUGUUUUCUGGAUGUUUCUGUGUCCCUCAUCACCCCAGGGCUGUCCUGAGCCCACCCAGUGUUCCCCAGUGCUUCCCACCCGGGACUGAGCUGCUGCAACCCAUGGGGAGACCCUAAAGACCCCGACCCUAAACACCCCGACCCCAAACACCCCAGACCCCAAACACCCCGACCCUAAACAGGGGGCCGAUCCUGCUCAUCUCCUGAGCUCCUUCUCUCCGCCGGCCGCACUGCUGGUCCUCCCAAACCGGGGCCAGCCCCCUCAGCCAUGKCUGACCCCGCACUCAUCCGGAGGCUCUCGGGGCCCCGUGGGGCUCUUUGGAGGUUUUUUUGCCCUCUAACAGGCUUAGUUCCUCCCUUUGUGUGGAGGCAGCAGCGGCGCCGGGCUGAGCUCUCCUCCUCUCUCCUCUCCUGUCCAGGUUUGGAGCCGGCGCUGAGCGGAGGGAUGGGCAGUGCCAGCCCCGGGCUGACCGCUCUGCCCCCCGGCCGCCUCGCCUGGCCGGACCCCGCGCUGCUGCCGCCCCCGCGGGACCCCGACCCCCGCGGCUGGGGCUGUCCGGAGAGCCCCAGCCCCCCCGGUACUCCCGAGCAGCCCCUGCCCGCCUUCUGCCUGCACUACUUCGACAUGCUCUACCCCGAGAACACGGCCUGGGCCACCAAGGGAGCCGGGGAGCCGGCCCACAGCAGCGCCCAGGGCGGGCGGGAGGAGGCGAGGAAGGAACCGGAGCAAUGCCCCAUCAUCGACAGCCAGGGCUUGGGGCUGGGGCCCGAGGGCGACCUGCAGGGCAGCCUGCACCUGGAGGAGCACUCGCUGGAGCAGGUGCAGAGCAUGGUGGUGGGCGAGGUGCUCAAGGACAUCGAGACAGCCUGCAAGCUGCUCAACAUCGCCGCAGACCCCACGGACUGGAGCCCCGGGAACGUGCAGAAGUGGAUCCUGUGGACGGAGCACCAGUACCGGCUGCCGCAGAUCGGRAAAUCCUUCCAGGAGCUGUCGGGGAAGGACCUGUGCGCCAUGUCCGAGGAGCAGUUCUGCCAGCGCUCGCCCGGCUGCGGCGACAUCCUGCACGCCCACCUGGACAUCUGGAAGUCUGCCGCCUGGAUGAAGGAGAAGGCUGCCCCUGGAGAUGUCAGAUACUGCGGAGGUGACACCAGCUGGGCUGACAGCGAGGUGGACUCGUCCUGCGCCGGCCAACCCAUCCACCUCUGGCAGUUCCUCAAGGAGCUGCUGCUGAAACCCCACAACUACGGCCGCUUCAUCCGCUGGCUCAACAAGGACAAAGGCAUCUUCAAGAUCGAGGACUCGGCGCAGGUGGCGCGGCUGUGGGGCAUCCGCAAGAACCGCCCGGCCAUGAACUACGACAAACUGAGCCGCUCCAUCCGGCAGUACUACAAGAAAGGGAUCAUCCGCAAACCCGACAUCUCCCAGCGCCUCGUCUACCAGUUCGUGCACCCGGUGUGAGCGGCGGCAGGACCGGCUGAGCCCCGGGAGGGGCGGGGGAAUUUCGCCGCCUCCCUCGGCCACAGAGACCCUGCAAGGACCUGGCUGGGGUGCGAGGYUGCCCCUGCCAGGACCUGCUGGCAACGGUGGGCAUGGUGGCCGGGCAUGUCCCCCUUCCUUUCCUUCCUCCUGGGUUCUGGCUGCAGGUGGCUUCACCCCAGCCACUGUUCAGGGAGGACAAAGCUGAGGACAAAGGCAUGAGCCGGGACUAUGGCACCCCCAGGGACAGGGACAACACCCGGGACAGGGACACCCAGUGCUGCUCAUGGUGGCACCCGUGCUGACCUGUCCCAAACCCUGUGGGAGCAGCCUGGCACCACCCAAGGAUGCUGUGCCCCYGGGCACCCCUUGGGACAGCUGCAUCCUCCUUUGUUUUUCACUCCAGGACACACUCAGCUUCUCCUCUCCGCAAGGAUUUGGGGCUGAGAGAAGGAGUUUUGCCAAAAGAUCAACUGUAAAUGUGGGUGUGGGGCUGUGCACAGUGGGGGUCCCCCAAACUGGGUCCCCCAUCCUUGUGCAUGGGGCCACCAGAGUCCUCCUAAGAGCCCAGGUUCCGUGCCCUGGCACAGAGCUCUUCCCUUGAUUCAGAUUUCACUCGGACUGCCUGAUUCCGGAGUUUGGGGAAAUGGAGGUGGCAGCUUUGCCAUUUCCCUCUGGACAAUAAACCCAGAGUGUGAUCCACCGAGGCUGGACUGGGGCAGAGAGCUGGGAAUUGCUUCACCUGCUCGUUGCACCACAGUCAGAGUUGCAUGGCAAUGUUGAUCUUUUAUAUUAUAGGUUUUUUAUUUGUUUAUUUGCUUUUUGGUUUUGGCUGGCGACGAGUUGUGGUUUAGGUUCAAAUGUUGAGGGGUGGCCCGGCCUCCCAGGGAUGUUCUGUGGGAGCUUAAAAGGAAAAACACCUGGUUCUUGGUCUUUUGAAUUUUUUUUCCUUAAAAAAGCUGCCGGUGCCGGUUCCUGCCUUUCCUUUCUGUUCCUCCGGCCAGCCCUGCUCACAUCCCAGCUGGAGGGAUGGAGGGUGGCGAGGAGCAGGGGAAGGAGGAAAACUGCCUUGGCCUUCAGAAAAGGGGAUGGAAAAACAAAAAAUKGGGGGAAAACAAUGGAAAAAAGCAAAACGUGUCUUGUGAUUUGCUGUGCGYGCCCGACGCAGCCGGUGCGGGGGCAGCGGGAGGAGGGGCCGGGGGUGCCCCAGAUCUCGUGUCCCCCUCACAGCUCCUCUGGCAGGGUGGGGAGGGCAGGAGGUGACAUCAACUGCUGUGGCAGGGCUUUUGCAGGGUCAGGGGAGUGCUGGCUCAGGGYUGGUGCUGGGAAUGGCCCCAAAACCUGCGUUACCUCCAGCCCCACCCCAAAAGCUUUGGGGCUGCCCAAAGCCUUGUCCGGCAGUGGCACAGGAGUCCCCAAAGGCAGGGGUUGUUCCCUCCUCCCCCAGCCCCCAGCAGUGCAUCAGAACCCCCCAUCCCAC